Molecule: messenger RNA, 2787 nt
Organism: Wasmannia auropunctata (little fire ant)
Lineage: Eukaryota; Metazoa; Arthropoda; Insecta; Hymenoptera; Formicidae
Exons: 2
Coding region: 596-2785 (729 amino acids)
Biological process (GO): DNA replication
Molecular function (GO): nucleotide binding; DNA-directed DNA polymerase activity; DNA binding
Source: RefSeq, a predicted model, not a curated record
AACUAGGAAUACGUGAAACUGGUGAACGCUUCGCGAGACAGGGAGUCACAGUCAACCAAGAGCCCGCGUGCAUGAGUGGCCCCAUCACGCGAAACGAAAAGUGUACGCGUAGUUUCGCGAGAAAGCGUACGAGGACUACGGAAGGUGGUUCGAGUACGAACGUUGGAACGAAAAAAUUCGGAACGAUCAGUACGUAGAUUUCAGUCGUGUGGAGAACAGGUACUACUGGGCGAAGCGAACCGUCGAAAAGCUCGAGCGUGCCAAUCUGUACAUCGCGAUUCCCGUGGGUAGCGAGAGGUACAUCGAGUUGCUAGUGAUAGACCCAUACAUCUACGGCGAGUGGAAGUAUCCCGCCGCUGUAAAACGGCAGAUCGACGAGCACAGGCUGCAGUGGGAGCGUGAAUUUGACGAACGUGGUGAGCUGGACGAUACUUUUUGCAACGUGUGCAUCGUCCCUCGAAAAGAGUGCGUGUAUCAGGGAGGCGAAGAGUUUAAGGACUACCGCGUUCUAAAUAUGGACUGAACGUGUCCACAGUGUUAGCCAAAUCACGUGCAAGUAUUUCGUGGAAGAGUGCGACGCGAUAUAGAGAAAAUCAUGGACCGUCUCGAGCAAGUGGAAAACGAACUGCUGGAGCAGAGUCGUCAGAUCGCCACUCUGGCGGAGUAUUUCGCGUGGCUGCGACAAUGCGACGAGUGCAUCCAGCGGCUCGAAGAACUCUGUCGCGCCAAGCGUCCUCGGCUCGCCGCCGGAAGUAGACAGUCCGCGGUGGCGAGGAUCGCCCGACUCGCUGGUGAAAGGGUGCGAGUGGAGAGACAAAUCGUGCACGUGGGUGCCGGACACAGUGUGGGACUCGUGUGGCGAGAGAUCGAUACCGCGUUCCACAAUCGCGUUCUGACCGGUGCGGUAAUUAACACGGAUUACAUCGAGCCGCAACGAUUUUUGGAAGACGCGGGCGAUAUAGUGCUCGAGCGAGUACGAGACGCCAUAGAGAGACACGAUAGCGUGAAGGUGAACACCGCGUUCAACGGCGAGUUUACGUCGGGUGACAAACGCGCCAAUAUAGGCAUACCCUCGCGAAACGCGGAAUUCUAUCGAACGUCGGAUGUGCGCGAAUGGUACGAGAAGCAUGUCGUCAAAGCCACGUUGAAGAAAUUCGGCGAAUUCGAGGAGCGCGACAGCGGGUGGGCGUUAUCGCGAAUCCUCAACUUGACUGUAAACGUGAACAAGCACAAUCCGAUGCACGCGGGAUGCAGCGUCGAAGUGCCGUGGGAGAUAGCGACGAAACGAGCGGUGAUCAACGUGCGCUCGACGGACAACGCGUGCUUCGCGUGGUCGGUGGUCGCCGCUCUGCACCCCGUGGAAAGACACGCGGAACGGGAGUCGUCGUAUCCGCAUUACGCAACGGUGCUCGAGUUCGCGGGUAUCAAGUUUCCGAUGAUUCUGAAGGACAUUACAAAAUUCGAACGUGCAAACGACGUGUCGAUAAACGUGUACUGUAUCGAGAAGGAGAGGGGCGUACUAUCUGUUUUUCCGAUACGAUUGACUGGUCGAAAGAUGGAGAAGCAUGUCAACCUGUUGUACAUGAAAGAUCAACGAGACAGCAGCAUCGGCCACUUCGCGUGGAUAAAAAAUUUGUCCCGCCUCGUGAGCUCUCAACUCAGCAAGAAGAAAAACAAAAAAUUCUUCUGCGAUCGAUGCCUACAUUACUUCAGCUCGCAGGAACGACUGGAUGCCCACACCGUGGACUGCAACGAGCUGAACAAAUGUGCGAUAGAGCUGCCGAAAGAAGACGCGAAAUGGCUAACGUUCAACAAACACGGCAACAAGGAACGUAUGCCUUUCGUCGUGUACGCCGACCUGGAGUGCGUUCUGGAAAAGAUGGAUCCGAAUCUGCCUGAGUCUCAACAUCACAAGGUACACAGUAUCGGAUACUACGUGCACUGCUCGUACGGCGACGCGCUAUCGAUGUAUCGGUGUCGUCGCGAUAAGGAUUGCGUCGCGUGGUUUGUCGAGGAACUCAAAGAAUUAGCGCACAAAGUAAAGUCCGCUCUGUCCGUUAACGUUCCGAUGGCAGAAUUGACGCGCGACGAACGCGAAAGAUAUAACAACGCUACACACUGUCACAUAUGCGAAAAACCGUUCGCGGCGGAAAACACGCGGGUACGGGAUCACUGCCACAUGACCGGACGAUACAGAGGUCCCGUGCAUUCCAAUUGCAAUCUGAACUACAAAGAUUCGCGUUGCAUUCCCGUGAUAUUUCACAAUCUAUCCGGUUACGACGCGCAUUUCAUUAUCAAGGAAGUAGCUACCGCUUACGAUGGGCACGUAGAACUACUUCCGGUAACGAAAGAGAAAUAUAUUGCGUUUAUGAAAACGGUCAAUGGCACGGAAGAAAAAAAAGAUUAUAAAACUCGCAUAACAUUGCGCUUUAUCGACUCGUUCAAAUUUCUCAGUUCGAGUCUCGAAAAAUUGACUUCGUAUCUCACGAAAGAUAAACUACGGACAAUGCAACGCGAAUUUUGCAAUUUGUCGGCAGAACAGUUCGAUCUACUGACGCGAAAAGGCGUCUUUCCGUACGAGUACGUCGACCGCUUCGAAAAGUUGGAGGAUACGCGUUUACCGCCGCGCGAAUCGUUUCACAGUUCGCUGACGGGCGACACCGUGUCCGAGAGCGAUUACGAGCACGCCGUUGACGUGUGGCAGCGGUUCUCCAAUCGGAACGCUCGGCGAGUACAGCGAUCUGUACCUGAAAACGGACGUCCUGUUGCUUGCGGAUAUUUUUGAAA